Molecule: messenger RNA, 933 nt
Organism: Copidosoma floridanum
Lineage: Eukaryota; Metazoa; Arthropoda; Insecta; Hymenoptera; Encyrtidae
Source: RefSeq, a predicted model, not a curated record
AUGCAAAGCAAACAGUACCUCUCCCUGUGCCUCGUGGCGCUCGUGCUGGGCCAGGCGUUCACCCUGCCCCAACAGGGGCUCUCGCAGCAGCAGGUCGAACAACAGGACGGGAGAAAGUUCGCGGAGAAGCCCAACGCCAUGAAGAAGGUCGCCCUCGACGACAUCGAGGACAUCAGCACCAAUUCAAUUCAGGAGGGCGUGGGCACGGGCUUCUCGUGGUCGAACAUGCUGGGCAUGCUGAUGCAGAUGCUGCUGGGCCAGACCGCGGGUAUAGCCAGUCCGAGCAAGAACGAGAUCGACGACGGGGUGCCAACCAGUCCCUGGGCCAACCUCCUGUCCGUGGGUCUGCGGGUCCUCACCGCCAUCCUCGGGGGUCCCCAGCAACAGGUCGACGGCAUCGACAAGGUCGACAACCAGGCCAGCAGUCCCAUGCAGGGUGUUUUGACAGCGGUACUGGGCGCGUUUCUGGGACAGGGCCGAAAUCCAGAACAGGUGGCAGUGAUUGCCGGUCAAGCCUCUGAGUUCAUCAAUAUCGUCAUCAAUCUCCUGGACGCCCUGAAGACCUCCUUCUCCCACCGCUCGCUCCAGGCCCGCUCGCUCGGCAGGAAGGACACCGUGUCCGAGGCCGCGGUCGCCUCCAUCUCCAUGAUCAAGGGCUACUUGAGAUCGAUGAAGACCUUCAGUAACGUCGGCCGCGCCGAAGACGAGGGCCAGCGCGGGUGCGCCGAGCGCGUGUUGUGCGAAGCCAGUGCCGAGUGCGCCGCUGGCACCGCCGGCACCACGUCCAUCUUCUGCCAGCUGGGAUCGUACGCGGCGAGUUACAUGCUGGUGAGGCAGAGCGGGGUGCCCUUCGAGGAGCUGUACGAGGCCGGUAGGCGCGGGCGCUCCGGGGAGGACUGCAGGACGCUCUUCCUCGACUGCAACAACGUCUGA